UGCAGGGAUCUUAUACACAUUCGAUCAACAACAUUAGCACUUGUACUAAAUUUUUCAAGCAAGAUGAAAGUUGAAAUCCUGUCCAAAGAGAUCAUUAAGCCAUGUACUCCCACACCACCCAGCCUCAGUACCUACAAUUUAUCCUUAAUGGAUGAGUUAGCUCCCAACCUAAAUGUUCCCACCAUUUUCUACUACUCUGCACCUGAUCAGGAGAGUGCUGAUGAGGUUGCAUUGAGGUACAAGCAUCUGAAGACCUCGUUGUCGAAGAUUCUAACUACUUUUUACCCUUUUGCUGGAAGGUAUCGCGCAGAAAGUUACUUGGUUGAUUGCAGUGAUCAGGGUGCUGAGUAUGUGGAAGCCAAAGUUGAUAUUAGGCUUGAUGAUCUUGUCAGCCAGCGGACCGAUGUGAAGGCUGAGCUGCUCAAUGAAUUGCUGCCGUAUCCAAUUGGUGCAAUUGAUGAAUAUGAAGAUCCUUUGCUUGCAGUGCAAGUGAGUGGCUUUAGUUGUGGUGGAUUUGCUAUUGGGAUCUGUAGUUCACACAGAAUUGCUGAUGUUUCUACCACAAUAGCAUUUGUGAAUGCAUGGGCUACUGCUGCAAAGCAGGAGCUGGGGCAGGUUGAUGAGAGUUACGUGCCAGAGCCUUAUAAGUUCGACUCAGCUUCGUUGUUGCCAGGACUGAAAUUGAUGGCUGGUCUCCCUUCUGGAAUGUCGCGGGACAAGGAGAAUUUUGAAGUUCAUAAGGUCAGCACAAAGAUGUUUUACUUUCCUAAUAGUACUAUUUCAAGCAUCCAAGAAAGGGCUAGGCUUAACGAUUCGAGCAAAUUGCCUUCAAGGGUACAAUCUGUGUUUGGAAUCAUAGGGAAGACUAUUGUUGAUCUACAUGUAGCUGAUCUUGAAGAGCCCAAGGGCUAUAUACUUACUGAAACAGUGAAUAUAAGAGGCAAGACCAAUCCCCCUCUUCACAAAAACCAAUUUGGAAAUCUCUACCAAAUAGCCCAUGCUCAGGGAGUGGCUAGUCCUAAAACAGGGGUGGAGCUUUCAAGUUAUGUUGAUGAUCUCUCUAAAUCUGUCAAGAAAGCUAUGAAUUUCUGCGGGAUGCUAACAUCAGGGAAGGAAGGACAAACAGCGAUGACUAAUGAAUUUUUUGCUCUGCUUAAAAAUCUUUCAGCCAUUCCUGAUAUUUAUUUUGUAGGUAUGUUUACCAGCUGGUGUACUUUCCCAUUUUAUGAAGCUGAUUUUGGCUGGGGAAAGCCGGUUUGGUUCAGCGUUGCCAACGUCCCCAUGAAAAAUACAGUAGUCCUGAUUGAUGACAAAUCGGGGGAAGGGAUUGAAGCAUGGGUGAAUUUGGAUGAAACCGACAUGCAAAAAUUCAUAGCGCAUAGUAACAUUGCAGAUCUUGAUCUGGGUGUUGAACCAUCUGUACCUCAUCCAAUCAUUCAAGGCAGGAGGGUUAUGUAGUAUUCCUAUUACGUCUAUUUUCAAGUCAAAUAAAUUGUAUGUUGCAUUGGUACAAUGAUUCAUCCUGUAAUCUUAGUUACAUAUAUUUAAUUCUCUAAUUCCAGUUGUGUUGUUGCCUAUGUAAUUGGCAUAUCUUCCUUUGUUUCAUGUUCUGCAAAUCAUUGAAUAAUAAGAUCCUUACUUCUUUUCAA
Messenger RNA from Daucus carota subsp. sativus, 1649 nucleotides. Its product is annotated as pelargonidin 3-O-(6-caffeoylglucoside) 5-O-(6-O-malonylglucoside) 4'''-malonyltransferase. NCBI's taxonomy places the organism in Eukaryota, Viridiplantae, Streptophyta, Magnoliopsida, Apiales, Apiaceae. The record is from RefSeq and is a predicted model, not a curated record. Bases 64 to 1458 code for a protein of 464 amino acids. The transcript has a single exon.